AUUCCGCUCGCGACGGAGGAUCGAUCAAACACCGAUCGAACAAAAUCGAAUAAAAAUUAGGUUCGAUGGCAAUAAAACUCGAUAAUUAAACUAGCCAUGGCUUUUUACUUAUCGGUAUGAACCAUCGCAGGAGCAAACGCUGUCUUGGAGGAAGGAAAAGCUCCUUGAAAAACUCCCAAGAAGACAACUUACUUCCGAAGUAAAACUGCCGCCAUGCAAAAGUACAGGAUUCUGGGCAAGAAAGGCGAGGGUACGUUCUCUGAAGUUUUAAAAGUGCAAGACAUUAGGAAUGGAACUUACUUCGCGUGUAAGAAAAUCAAGCAACGAUAUGAUAGUAUUGAACAAGUGAACAACCUAAGAGAGAUUCAAGCCAUGAGAAGGUUGAGUCCAAACUUGAACGUGGUGGAGUUGAAAGAGAUCAUCUUUGAUAAAAAGAAUGGCACGCUCGCACUCAUUUGUGAACUGAUGGACAUGAAUCUAUAUGAAUUAAUAAGAGGGAGAAGACACUAUCUUUCCGAGUCGAAGGUCAAGAAUUACAUGUAUCAAUUAUGCAAAUCUAUAGAUCAUAUGCACAGGAAUGGAAUAUUUCAUCGAGAUAUUAAACCUGAAAAUAUUUUAAUAAAGGAUGAUGUACUCAAACUAGCUGAUUUUGGCUCAUGUCGUAGCGUAUAUUCAAAACAACCUUAUACAGAAUACAUUUCAACAAGAUGGUACAGAGCACCAGAGUGUUUGUUGACUGAUGGAUAUUAUAAUCAUAAAAUGGACCUUUGGGGGGUAGGGUGUGUCUUCUUUGAAGUAAUGAGUUUACAUCCACUUUUUCCUGGAUCAAAUGAAGUAGACCAAAUAGCAAAAAUUCAUGAUGUCUUAGGGACACCGCCUUCAAGUAUUCUGCAAAAACUUAGAAAUAAAUCAAGAAGCAUGAACUUUAACUUCCCUCAGAAGAAAGGUACAGGCAUCAGCAAGCUUCUUCCUCAUGCAUCUCCUGAGUGUAUAGAGUUAAUAGAACUGCUGUGUACCUAUGACCCUGAUGAGAGGAUAUCUGCAAAACAAGCAGCAAGACAUCCUUACUUCAAAGACAUCAGAGAGCUUGAAAGAAGAGCAGCAGCCAAGGAUACUACACAUUUAGAUAACAUGUCAGUCAUAUCAAAAAAUCAGAAGCCACUGAAGAAGAAGAGAAGGCAUGUAAACAAACUAAAAGAUGCUACUCAACAGGAGUCAAUACUUCCCAAAGAGUUUCCUGCAGCAAUUAUACCACCCCAGUCAAAUUUCCAUUCAUUUGGAAGCAUGGGGAUCAAAUCCAGCAUGUACAACAAUAGAACUACUCUACCAAAAAUACCUAUGGCAUCUUCUAUGACAACCACAUUCCCAACAUCUUUUCCUCCCAUCCUUGGUGAUAAGAGCAAGAAAGCAGACACAAAGAAGUAUAACCAUUAUUCUUUGCCUGCUAUCGAUAAACAAGGUGGUGGUGCAGGAUUCUAGUAUAAGACUAUUUGGUAUACCUGAACAAAGCUGCAUGCACUCAGUGUUCCUCAGAUACAGUGUAUUGGUCUGUCCAUGGGAGACACACACGUCCACUCCCUGGGAAAAAUAGAAAAGAACAGCAUUGCUUGAUGGAUUGAAGUGGCAUGAUGUACAUUAUCCAACACAGACAGCUACAAAAUGGUGACUUUUCAUUCAAGUGAUUCAAAAUAUUUGUACUUUGAACUGGUCAAAAUUAAUAUUUUGUGCCAUGUUCUUAACUUGUAGAACAAGGGAACCAACAGAUAGCAGCAUUUCUAAGAGAGGGUGCUUUCAAGUAAAGACCUGAUAGCAGGGGCACUUCCAGGAACCACAGAAAGGUGGGCUGGAAGAAAGGACGGGCCAGAAAAAUUCGUCCCGAGAGAAAACCUUUAAGACCAUAUGCAAACACAUUUAGGUUUAAAGAAGAUACAUCACCUAUAAGG
Messenger RNA from Actinia tenebrosa (Australian red waratah sea anemone), 1943 nucleotides. RefSeq names its product MAPK/MAK/MRK overlapping kinase. The record is from RefSeq and is a predicted model, not a curated record. Gene Ontology annotation, molecular function: protein kinase activity; ATP binding. Lineage: Eukaryota; Metazoa; Cnidaria; Anthozoa; Actiniaria; Actiniidae. Gene Ontology annotation, biological process: protein phosphorylation.